AUGGAAACUUCAGCUUCGACGAGCAAUGACUGCAAAGUGAAAAGACACAUUAACUUGCUUGACGACGAAGAUGUGGAAUUGAAUAAUCCCCACCGUAAAAAAGCAAAGAGCUUCGAUUUAGAUUUAGCAAGCGAAGAGAAAAAAACCCUCUUCCCAUCGUACUCAAUACAUCUUGGUCGUAAUCUUGUCAUGGAACUCAAGGAGUUCCGGGGAUCUCAUUACAUCGGCUUAUCCAGACAGACCUCCAAUAACGACAUCAAAAAUCGGUUUAAUAUCCCGCUCGAAAUGCUGGAUACCUUGAAACAAGCCUGCGAGCACAUGAUCAAUCACAUUAAACGCAAUCGAGUGGUUUAAAAAAAACGCUUGUUUUUUUAAAUUUAAUUGUAUUAUUUUUAUUUUUUUUUUUUCAUUUUUCUUUUUUUGAAAUCAGUGUG
Stegodyphus dumicola is the source of this 434-nucleotide messenger RNA. RefSeq lists its product as uncharacterized. NCBI's taxonomy places the organism in Eukaryota, Metazoa, Arthropoda, Arachnida, Araneae, Eresidae. The record is from RefSeq and is a predicted model, not a curated record.